AUGGCUGACCAAACAGAUGUAGCUAUUAAAGUGGAAAAAAAAGGAGAAACGGAGGACAGGAGGACUCCAAGCUUAGACGAUUGGACAAAUUUAAGAAAAGUAUCGGAUAAAUUACCUGUUGGUGCUUGGUUUGUUAUAUUGUGUGAAUUUUGUGAAAGAUUUACUUAUUAUGGAAUUUCCGGUCCAUUUCAAAACUACAUUCAAUUUCCACCACCACCACCAUCAUCUUCCCCAAGUGAUCGACAACCAGGCGCGAUUGGAGCCGGUCAACAAACUGCAACCUCUUUGACAUUAUUUUUUCAAUUCUUUUGUUACAUAACACCUUUAUUGGGCUCUGUAAUUGCUGACAAUUAUCUUGGAAGGUUUAAAACAAUAAUAGUUUUUAGCAUUGUUUACACGAUCGGAUUAACAGUUUUAGUGUUAACAUCAAUUCCACAAGCUAUCGCGUCAAGUGGUGUUUCUUUUAUCGGCCUUAUCAUCUCAAUGUUAAUCAUAGGUUUUGGUACUGGUGGUAUCAAAAGUAAUGUUGGUCCUUUGACUGCUGAUCAAUAUACAAAUACAAGACCAUUUGUUAAAAAAAUUAAACGAAAAAAAAAUGAAACUCUUCAUCAGGGAGAGAAACGAGAAGAUGUCGUCGAUGAUGACGAAGAAGAGGUUAUAGUUGAUCCGAAAUUAACCAUCCAAUCGAUAUUUCAUUGGUUUUAUUUGUCAAUAAAUAUUGGUGCCCUAAUAACAGGAUUGGUUAUUACAUUUAGAAGCACUAAUCUGGAUAAUUUUAAACCAUCAAAUUUUAAAACAUUGUUCACUGGUAGUGAUGAUGAAAAAGAAGCAAAAGCUAAAAAGUAUAAUGUAGAUUGGUCGGAUAAAUUUGUUGACGAGUUUAAACAAGUUUUAAAAGUUUGCAAGGUUUUUUUGUUCUACCCUUUUUAUUGGAUUUGCUACUUGCAAAUGGUUAAUAAUUUAAUAUCACAAGCUGCUACAAUGCAAGUUGGCAAAGUACCAAAUGAUGUAAUGAAUAAUUUAAAUCCAAUUGCUUUAAUGAUUUCUAUACCUUUUGCUAACUAUGUAUUAUAUCCAACUUUACAAAGAUUUAACAUAAUUAUACGUCCAAUCACUCGUAUCUUUAUUGGAUUCAUGUUGAUCAGUUUGGCUAUGGCUUACUCGGCAAUAAUUCAACAUUUUAUCUAUACCACUGGUCCAUGUUAUAUCAAUACCAGAUGUGAAAUAGAUGGUGUACCUGUUCCAAAUGAUAUAAAAUCAUUCCGUUCAACAGUUACUGCUUUAUUUUUAACAACAAGUGGAAUAAGUUCAGCAAUAGGAUUGCUGAUUGUACCAUUGUCAAAAGAUCCUUAUUUAGUUUAUAUGUAUUCAUCAUUAGCCGUAUGUGCUUUUAUUUCUGGAUGA
Messenger RNA from Entrophospora candida, 1404 nucleotides. The record is from the annotation of a GenBank genome assembly. NCBI's taxonomy places the organism in Eukaryota, Fungi, Glomeromycota, Glomeromycetes, Entrophosporales, Entrophosporaceae.